CUGCCGCGCACCGCCCCCUGACCCGGAAGUGCUCGGCGGGCGGCCGCGGCCACUUCCGGCUUCCGUAGGUCGGACUACAGGCGACAGUUUCUCCUCGCGUCGGCUGCCGUCGUCGCCGCGGUCGCCACCAUGGGCAAGAAGCACAAGAAGCACAAGGCCGAGUGGCGCUCGUCCUACGAGGAUUACACGGACACACCGCUGGAGAAGCCGCUCAAGCUGGUGCUCAAGGUGGGAGGAAGUGAAGUGACAGAGCUCUCAGGAUCUGGCCACGACUCCAGCUACUAUGAUGACAGGUCAGACCAUGAACGAGAGAGACACAGAGAAAAGAAGAAGAAAAAGAAGAAGAAGUCAGAGAAAGAAAAGCACCUCGAUGGGGAGGAGAGGAGGAAGCGGAAGGAAGAAAAGAAGCGGAAGCGGGAGAAGGAACACUGCGACUCAGAGGGGGAGGCUGAUGCCUUUGACCCUGGGAAGAAGGUCGAGGUGGAGCCACCCCCAGAUCGGCCAGUGAGAGCCUGCCGGACACAGCCAGCUGAGAACGAGAGCACACCCAUCCAGAGGCUCCUGGAGCACUUCCUACGCCAGCUACAGAGAAAAGAUCCUCAUGGAUUUUUUGCUUUUCCUGUCACGGAUGCAAUCGCUCCUGGUUACUCGAUGAUCAUAAAGCAUCCCAUGGACUUUGGCACAAUGAAAGACAAGAUUGCAGCUAAUGAGUAUAAAUCAGUCACAGAAUUUAAGGCAGAUUUCAAAUUAAUGUGUGAUAAUGCGAUGACCUACAAUAGACCAGACACCGUGUACUACAAGUUAGCCAAGAAGAUCCUGCAUGCCGGCUUUAAGAUGAUGAGCAAAGAGCGGCUGUUAGCUUUGAAGCGCAGCAUGUCGUUUAUGCAGGACAUGGAUUUCUCUCAGCAGGCAGCUCUUUUGGGCAGUGAAGACCCAGCAGUUGAGGAACCUGUUCCUGAGGUUGUCCCAGUGCAAGUAGAAACUGCCAAGAAAUCCAAAAAGCCGAGUAGAGAAGUUAUCAGCUGCAUGUUUGAGCCUGAAGGGAAUGCCUGCAGCCUGACGGACAGCACUGCGGAGGAGCACGUGCUGGCCCUAGUGGAGCAUGCAGCUGAUGAGGCUCGGGACAGGAUUAACCGGUUCCUCCCGGGAGGCAAGGUAGUGUCGGUGGCCCUCCCCAUGAAGGCUAUGCCACUUGGCCUCAAACACUCGUGUCUUUGCAGCCAGAUGGGCUACCUGAAGAAGCUCGGAGAUGGAAGUCUCCUCUACAGUGUGGUCAAUGCGGCUGAGCCUGAUGCAGAUGAGGAAGAGACGCACCCUGUGGACCUGAGUUCACUGUCCAGCAAACUGCUCCCAGGCUUCACGACACUGGGUUUCAAAGAUGAAAGACGAAACAAAGUCACAUUCCUGUCCAAUGCCAGCACUGCACUUUCAAUGCAGAACAAUUCUGUGUUUGGGGACCUGAAAUCGGAUGAAAUGGAGCUGCUGUAUUCGGCCUAUGGAGAUGAGACCGGUGUGCAGUGUGCACUGAGCCUGCAGGAGUUUGUGAAGGAUGCUGGGAGCUACAGCAAGAAAAUGGUGGAUGACCUCCUGGAUCAGAUCACAGGCGGAGACCACUCAAGGAUGAUCUUCCAGCUGAAGCAGAGGAGGAGCAUCCCUGUGAGACCGGCAGACCAGGUGAAGGUUGGGGACUCACUGGGAGAUGGUGGUGGUUCUGUUCUGGAUUUUAUGUCAAUGAAACCAUAUCCUGACGUCUCCCUGGAUGUAUCCAUGCUCAGCUCUCUGGGGAAAGUGAAGAAGGAGCUGGACCAUGAUGACAGCCACUUGAAUUUGGAUGAGACAGCCAGGCUUCUGCAGGACUUGCAUGAGGCACAGGCAGAGCGAGGGGGCUCCCGGCCAUCCUCAAACCUCAGCUCUCUGUCCACCGCCUCUGAAAGGGAGCAACACCCUCCAGGAAGUCCUUCUCGCCUUAGUGUUGGGGAGCAGCCGGAUGUCACCCAUGACCCUUAUGAAUUCCUUCAGUCUCCAGAACCUGCAGCCUCUGCCAAGAACUAGCUAGUGGGUUCUUGAGAGCUUUUCUUUUUUUUCUAAAUUUUAUUCUAUAUGGAGUUUUUGUCACAAGACAGGAACUUUCGUCUCGUCCUCUCUGGCAUGUGGCAGCCUGGGGAGGUAGUGGCUUUUCUGAACUGUCAUGUCAGUAGCAGAGGCCGAAGUAUAUCAUGUGGUGUCCCAUUAGUUCUGAGCAGUGAAACCAACGUAAGGGUAUGAGGCUGAAUUAUUCAGCUCUGUGGUCUGCUCAGAGCACCAGGAGCCACAUGCAUCUUCGCUGGUGAGUUCUGCACAGCCUCCUUGCAGUUCUUGAAGGGAGCCCAAAGGACAUACCUACGGAGGGACAGCUUCUGUUUCCUGUUUGGUCACUGAGCCUAAGGAAAGAGUUGUCCUCCUGGCAAACAGUGAACUGCAUGGCCUGUUAGAAUGAAGUGUUUAGGGCCAUAAAAUGUUUCAAAAGGAUGUAUUUCCUAAUACCUACUUGUAUUUGCAGAAUACAUGUACACAGGUCCUAAUAAAGAGAUGUCUAAGGUG
This is a messenger RNA of Nannospalax galili (Upper Galilee mountains blind mole rat), 2580 nucleotides long. RefSeq names its product bromodomain containing 9 (gene Brd9). NCBI's taxonomy places the organism in Eukaryota, Metazoa, Chordata, Mammalia, Rodentia, Spalacidae. Gene Ontology annotation, cellular component: nucleus. Gene Ontology annotation, biological process: regulation of transcription by RNA polymerase II. The coding region runs from base 130 to 2052 and encodes 640 amino acids. The record is from RefSeq and is a predicted model, not a curated record. The transcript has 16 exons.